Molecule: messenger RNA, 821 nt
Organism: Erigeron canadensis
Lineage: Eukaryota; Viridiplantae; Streptophyta; Magnoliopsida; Asterales; Asteraceae
Product: mediator of RNA polymerase II transcription subunit 21
Exons: 4
Coding region: 115-555 (146 amino acids)
Biological process (GO): regulation of transcription by RNA polymerase II
Cellular component (GO): mediator complex
Molecular function (GO): transcription coregulator activity
Source: RefSeq, a predicted model, not a curated record
AUUCCCAUCCGAUCAAUCGAACAUUCCCCACAAUUUCAUAAACCCCCCAUUUGUUGUCUGUGUUCCAAAUCUCACCAAUUCAUCGAUCAAAAGAAAAGGGGGAGGAGGAGGAAAAUGGACAUAAUAUCACAACUACAAGAACAAGUAAACACAAUUGCAGCAAUUUCUUUCAACACUUUUGGUACUUUACAAAGAGACGCCCCACCUGUUCGUCUCUCUCCCAAUUACCCUGAACCACCGGCUGCCACCACCACCACCAUCACUGAAGAAUCCCCAGUUAAUACUAAUAAUGUUAUUUCAGAAACACCCAAGAUUCUUAGUGCUGAACUUGUUAAAGCUGCUAAACAGUUCGAUGCGUUGGUAGCUGCCCUUCCCUUGUCAGAAGGAGGCGAGGAAGCUCAGCUGAAAAAAAUUGCAGAACUUCAGGCUGAAAACGAUCUUGUUGGUCAAGAACUUCAAAAGCAACUUGAUGCUGCAGAGAAGGAAUUGAAACAAGUGCAGGAAUUGUUCAAUGAAGCUGCAGAUAACUGUCUCAACUUGAAGAAACCAGACUAAAGAUGCGAGAAAUCUUUAGUUCUUAGGUGAAGAGUUGUAUUUGUUUGUAAUGUCUGUAGUUAUAUCCACAAAUCAAGUUACAGUUAAUUAACCAUGAAAUUGGUGGGAAUCCAGCCUUUUGACCCUUUUUUUAUGUGUUCAGUUUGUUAGGCGUUCAAGAUUUGGUCUUUCCAUUAUAGCACAGUGUGGAGUGUGGACUUCCCAAUUUGUUGGGCCUGUAUGAAGCUUUCAAUUAAUACCUAUAUCAUUGCCUACGUUUGUUUUCA